CAGUCUGCGCGCUGCCCCAACCGGGAGGAACCCAGUUGCACGGUCCGCGCUGCCCGGGGAAAUGCUUUCCGUAGGCACAAACAUGGCCGCGCCCUUUCGCGCUGCAGGUAUCCUCCUCCGCGAUCGGCUGGUGCAGGGCAGCUCGAGGGCCCAGCAGCUGCAGAGAUGCCAGUCAGGUGCAGCGUCAGCCGCCGCAGCUGCCAAAGCAAACCCAUGUGCCCGAGAUCCCCAACCUCAAGCUCAGCCAGGGAAGAGGAAGCCCAAAACUGGAAUAUUGAUGCUGAACAUGGGAGGACCGGAAACCCUUGCAGAUGUGCACGACUUCCUGCUCAGGCUCUUCUUGGACCGAGACCUCAUGACACUUCCUUUCCAGAAUAAACUGGCCCCAUUCAUCGCCAAACGCCGGACCCCCAAAAUCCAAGAGCAGUACAGCAAGAUCGGAGGCGGCUCUCCCAUCAAGCGGUGGACGUCCACACAGGGGGCGGGCAUGGUGGAGCUGCUAGACCAGCUGUCCCCUGCCACAGCCCCGCACAAAUACUACAUCGGCUUCCGAUAUGUGCAUCCUCUAACGGAAGAAGCCAUCGAGGAGAUGGAGAGUGAUGGGCUGGAGCGGGCCAUUGCUUUCACACAGUAUCCUCAGUACAGCUGCUCCACCACAGGCAGUAGCCUGAACGCCAUUUUCAGGUUCUACAGAGAGGCGGGCCGGCAGCCCAGGAUGAAGUGGAGCACCAUAGACCGGUGGCCCACGCACCCUCUCCUCAUCCAGUGCUUUGCAGAGAACAUUCAGAAGGAGCUGGAGCUUUUCCCACCCGAGAAGAGGAACGAGGUGGUCAUUCUCUUCUCCGCUCACUCACUGCCACUGUCUGUGGUCAACAGGGGGGACCCCUACCCCCAGGAGGUGGGAGCCACUGUGCAGAGAGUCAUGGAUAAGCUGGCUUUCUCCAACCCCUACCGGCUAGUGUGGCAGUCCAAGGUGGGGCCAAUGCCCUGGCUGGGUCCUCAGACAGAGGAGACCAUCAGAGGGCUGUGCAAGAGGGGCCGGAAGAAUGUCCUCCUGGUGCCCAUUGCUUUCACCAGCGACCACAUCGAGACGCUGUACGAGCUGGACAUUGAGUGCUGCCAGGAGCUGGCCCGCGAGUGUGGAGCUGAGAGCAUCCGCCGCGCUGAGUCCCUGAAUGGAAAUCCAUUGUUCUCCAAGGCCCUGGCUGACCUGGUGCUUGCUCACAUCCAGUCCAACGAGCGCUGUUCCACGCAGCUGACACUCAGUUGCCCGCUCUGCGUGAAUCCCGUGUGCAGGGACACCAAGGCCUUCUUCUCCAGCCAGCAGCUGUGACCACCCCACUGGGGGACUUGGACACCUGCGGACACAGGAGGACUGCACUGAGGGGGCACCGAGGAAUCCAGGAAGGAGGUGGCACUGGGCACUGGGCUGCGUGUGGCCACAGGCCGCUGAGUAAAUGUUUCUUAGAGGACCGGACUCAUGUGUCCUGCUGUUCUAGCUCAGUUUGCCCAGCAGUGAGAGUUUAGGUAUCUUCUCUCAGUAAAGUUCCUCACUUGGAGUGUCCCUUAGCCGUUUUUAAAAAGUAAAUUUUAACAUGUUGUUUUUAUCUCCUAAGCUAUGCAUAUAGUUUUGAAUAGAGUUCUCUGGUUUUAUGGCCUAAAAGGCUUCCUGCAUGUGCUCCUGAAU
This is a messenger RNA of Suncus etruscus (white-toothed pygmy shrew), 1687 nucleotides long. It is a transcript of the gene FECH, whose product is annotated as ferrochelatase. Gene Ontology annotation, biological process: heme biosynthetic process. NCBI's taxonomy places the organism in Eukaryota, Metazoa, Chordata, Mammalia, Eulipotyphla, Soricidae. Gene Ontology annotation, molecular function: protoporphyrin ferrochelatase activity. The coding region runs from base 62 to 1333 and encodes 423 amino acids. The transcript is spliced from 11 exons. The record is from RefSeq and is a predicted model, not a curated record.